AUGGAACCUAGGCGUGUCCCUUUCAUUGCUCGUCCGGUUUUUUACCACUCCUACGAUGACAGUAAUCACCCCGAACCCUGCCAGACUCAACAGGAGCUGCAUCGUGCUAUGCAAGCUGCUAUCAGAUCCUGUCCCCCUCAUGGAGAUUGGACUGAGCAAGAUCUUGCCAUGCCAGCCUACUCCUCUCUCACAGGCACCGAGGCCUCCCAGACUCUCCACAAUCAGCCGAUCUAUGGCUACAACCCAAGCUGCCAAGAUAGGAGCAAUCCUGUCUUUGUGUUCAAUCCCCGAGCAAAUUUCAACAUGAACUCCACGUCCAAUACGCAGCCUUGUGUCAAAUGCGGAAAGCCCGCGGAGAACGUCUGCAAGAAUUGCUGUGAUGUAGCUGGCUUUGAUAACAUCUGCUCAACUGAAUGCAAUGUUGCCGACUGGGACCGCCACAAACAUGUUUGCAAGCUACUCAAUGCUCGGCGAACCACAUACCGCGUUGGAGAAAUCUUGCAGGAGGUCUUCUAUGUUUACAGGAAGAAGAUGUUUGACACACCAAUCUGUAGCAUCGAGAAGAAACAGCACUUUAACUAUGAGAGAGUAUAUAUUGAAGAGGCAGGAUGCUACAAGCCUAUGCUCAAGGAUAUUGAUCACCUCCACCCAUUCCCAGAGCACUUAUUUGUGGACAAUGAAGCUGGAGAGGAGUAUAAGCAGGCACUCCUGGUGCACCUGGCAAGCCCUGUGUUUGUCACUUGGAUGCAUGAGAUGCUGGUAUACUUCUUGACAGACUUUGGUUUCGGAAUGAGCGAGCAAAGCGUGGUUCCAACUCAGCGCCGAGAUCUCGUCUCCGUCGAUAUUCAGGGCAAGGUCGGGCGCUCUGUCUAUAACCACUACAUCUACGUCAUCACGCUGAAGGACGGCCAUGGUGUCUACGCUUUCGAUCUCUGUGGCGCCACCUACGGAUUCGAUCAGUCAGUCGACGACUACGACAACUACCAGAAAUUCCGCGGCCGGCCCAACCUCCCAGCCUCCAACUACGGCUCCGCAGAUUCGAUGCGCGCCAAGACCCUGGCCAGUCUUGGGAUGAGUAACGGCACCGGGGCGCUUGCUCGUCUCAACCACUAUGUUGGGGGGAACUUGGUUGGUGAUACGCGGAAGUGGGAGAGAGAAUACGGCACCAAUGUUGCGGAUCUCCUCCAGCUACCCCGCUACAAGUUCGAAUUGCGCAAGGAUGAAUUGGUACACUACCUGAGCUACAUGAUUCAGCGGCACAUCGAUGAGGUGGGCAGUUUUAGCAAUGGCGACAAGAGUGGCAAGGGUGGCUUCAAGCUGAACCCUGACUCCAAGAGCUUCUGCGAGAAAUAA
Molecule: messenger RNA, 1353 nt
Organism: Drepanopeziza brunnea f. sp. 'multigermtubi' MB_m1
Lineage: Eukaryota; Fungi; Ascomycota; Leotiomycetes; Helotiales; Drepanopezizaceae
Source: RefSeq, a predicted model, not a curated record